CAUCAGGGAAGAGGAGGAUGGCGGAGGAUGGUAAGGAAGAGUCGGUGGCUGCUGACGUCGAUUCAGAGCACACAGCGGCGGACCGGAGCAACAGCUUAAACAACACGAUGGUGGAGGAGGGCUCCACGCUCCUUCGCAGGAUGGAGAUCUGUGUCGCUGAGGCUGAGAAGAGGAGUGGCAAGAAUGCAGUGAACAUGCAGGAGACGUUCACUGUGUACCUCCUGGAAACGCGGCCGAUGGAUGCCGUCACUGAAGGUCGUAACCCAGCCCCCGACUCACUGUGGAGGAGAUACAGUGAAUUUGAGCUGCUGCGGAACUACCUGAUAGUUACCUAUCCAUACAUCGUGGUCCCCCCUCUGCCUGAGAAGAGGGCAGAGUUCGUGUGGCACAAGCUGUCGGCAGACAACAUGGACCCAGACUUUGUGGAGCGCCGCCGGGUCGGGCUGGAGAACUUUCUGCUUCGCGUGGCAUCACAUCCAGUCCUCUCCAACAACAAGCUCCUCUACCACUUCCUCACCGAGGAACACGGCUGGAAGGAGGCGGUGUAUGAGACAGGAUUUCAGGCAAAGGCAGAUUCCAGGCUGAGAGCUCUCAGUGCCACCUUCAGGGUGAGAAAUCCAGAUAAACGCUUCAUGGAGAUGAAACACUACAGCGACGAGCUGCAGUCUCACAUAUCUCAGCUGCUCCGAACACGAGCAAGGGUUGCCGAUCGACUCUACGGUGUUUACAAGGUCCAUGGGAACUAUGGAAGAGUCUUCAGCGAGUGGAGCGCCAUAGAGAAAGAGAUGGGAGACGGACUGCAGAGUGCCGGUCAUCAUAUGGAUGCAUACGCUGCCUCAAUAGAUGAUAUCUUAGAGGAAGAGGAACAUUAUGCAGACCAAAUGAAAGAGUAUCUCUUCUAUGCUGAAGCUCUGAGGGCGGUGUGCAGGAAACAUGAGCUGACCCAGUUUGAGCUUGAGAUGGCCUCCCAGGACCUCAUCUCUAAGAAGCAGCAGCGUGAGGAGCUGGCUACAGGGAUCGUGCGGACGUUCUCCUUCAAAGGCAUGACGAACAAGCUGUUUGGCCAAGAGGCACCCGAACAGAGGGAGGCGAGACUGAAGCUGCUGGAGGAGCUAAUAGUAGAGGGUGAAGAGACGGUCAAGGAGAAAACAGUCGAGUGCGAAGAGCAUGUGGAGAAGGCGUUGGUGGACAUGCAGCGGUUCAAGGAGCAGAAAGACAAAGAUCUGCGGGAAGCGCUCAUCAACUACGCCGUCAUGCAAAUCAGCAUGUGCAAAAAGGGAAUACAAAUGUGGAGCAAUGCCAAAGAAUGUUUCCUGAAGAUGUAAAGGUGAAGCCAUAUUCAAAGAAUGUCCAUGAGAGGCUCAGUGGUGGAUUUUAGGAAGUGACACCAACUUCCUGAGGCCUGAAAACAGCCACAAGAGAAAGUAACGAAAUUGUGUGUAAAGAUAAUAUCAUUUCCAUUCGCGGAGUGAUAAGGUGUGUGGUGGAUCUCACCAAGCACAGGACUUGGACUGGAGACCAGUUCACCGGGUUGACUUUUUAAAUAUUUACCUAAGACCAUUUUCUCAAGAGGCAUUUCACCAAUUUAUUAGUAUCAACUGGUGAGUGUGCUGUUUAAGAGACGCUAUCAGGUUGCAUCAUGGGAAGUGUAGGAUUCAGGAUUUUUGAAGCGUGAAAGACUUCUUAUCUCAUACACUACUGCAUUGAUUUUGACCAUUCUUUUUUAAAUUGUUUUUUGCCCAACUUCAUUCAGAUGCAAUUCUAAAUUGGUACCAAGGGUGCUUUUACACAUAUCUACUGUAAACUGCUUGCUUCAGUUCAAACACACUUUAGUUUGGUUGGUUUAGUGGUGGUGGAGUUCUGUCUGUCAAACUCUGGUACAGAACGAACAGGCUUCCAGCGGUUCCACCCAGACUCUGAUGCGGUUUGUUUAUGGUGUGAAAGCAGAACAGACAUUAUUUUGUGAUAGCAGAUGUGUGAUCUAUUAAAACGCCUCCUGAUCGUGAACUAUCAAAGAAGCAAUCAGAAAGGGAAAAUCAGUUCGAACAAGGUCUGGUUUCACAAGGAUAAACUUUGACUGUGGCUUAGAUUAAACUAGUCAGACUUUAGAUCAACUUCAAUUGGACUCAUUUGUCAGGAAUUCUGGGUAAUUAAGACUUUCUAAAAAAAAAAAAACUUACAGUAGUAUAAAAUGUCGUCUUAAUGUGGCAGGGCUCACAACUUGUGCUAUCUGGUCAGUCAGGCUCAGGAUCAUUUUCUUGCGCAGAAAAAAGUUCAAGGUUUCCAACGGGUUGAAAAAUUCCUCAAGAUCUCUAAAAACGACAUUCCUUUCUCAUUACUCGCUCCCCAACAUUGUUAAAAAGCCAAAAAAAAAAUUAUGAGCCAUGUUUUCUUCUUUUUUGUCUUUUGGUGCCACUGGUUAUCAGGUGCCACGGAUUGUUACCAUGGAAACACAACUCUUAGUUCAGUGUUGGCUAGCUUUAUGUCUAAACUUUUUGUUGUGAAACCAUCUAAGUUGCAUUAACUAACCUACUGUUGGAGCAAAAUUGAUACAGGCCUAACACCACAGACCUGUCUACGAAUAAUACGGUAAGACUGCAGAGUCUUAAAAAGUCUAAAAUCCAAUUAUCUAAAUGACUUAAAUAUGAUUUUGAGAGGUCUUUAAAAAUGAUUAGAUUAACUUUACUUACAUUAAGUUUUAUUUGUCAUUCUCGCUUUGAAAUGUGUUUUUGAGAAAGGUUCAUAUUAAUCAUGCUGUAACAACUACAAAAUGAAACCAAGAUGGAACCAAUACUGAUUUUUUGAUACAGAUACUGAUUAUUAGUAAUCAAGGAAACCACUGAUAUACAUUUGCAAUAAAAUGGAAUAUCUUAGAAUAACUCAAAAUAUAGAAUAACCUAACCUUCAUAAGUACAUUCACUCAAGUACUAUGUACAAGUGCAGCUUUGAUGUACUUGCGCUUUACUUGAGUAUUUCCAUUUUGUGCUACUUUAUACUUCAUUUUGGAGGCAAAUAUUUGUGCCUUUUACCCCACUACAUUUGUUUUUAUACCUUUAGUUACUAGUUGCAGAUUCACAUUAAUAAUGCAAAAUAUAGAUCAACUAGUAAAUUAUGUUUACUAAUAGUAUAGAUUAAGUAAUGUAAAGUAAUCAAAAUUAGCUCCACCUUUACCAGCUGCGACAUUCAACAAUGAUAACAAUCAUGCAGGCUUAGUGGUAUGUUAAAAAUGAAUUUUUUAACACAGCUAUAUCAGAUUGGUACUGGUAUCAGCCGAUAUGCAAAGUUCAGUUAUUGGAAUUGCUAUCAGAAAGGACAAAAUGGUAUCUGAUUUAUGUAUCAGCAAAUGGAAAAAAAAAAAAACUAUUCCAAUAAUCAGAAAAAUACGGCAUAUUGGAUCCGAUAAUUGGCCAGGCUGAUAAUCAGUUUAUCCCUUCUCAAAAUAGGUCUUAAAUUGCAUUCUGAAUACUCUUAGAAAUGUCUCAAAGUCUUAAACUGAACCUGUUAAACCCUGCAGAAACCCUGUAUCUUUCUACCUGUUUGUCAUUACUCAUGACUUAUGAGGUCCAGAGAAAAAAACACAAAGUGUGAAAGCGACCUGAGCUGCCUAAACAUAACUAUGAAGGCAUCUAAAGCACAUUAUAGUGCUUAAUAACAACUAAUCAUGCUUAAAGGCCCUACAAGGAGCUGUCAUUUUGUGUUGAUUCCUGCGGCGCCUGUGGACAAAGGCGGUAGUGUUUCAUUGAUUUCAAUGGGUAUCCGACCAGAUAAAAACUUCUUUGUAGUACGUUAGAGAUGCCAGGAGUGGACACUGUAGUGAAAAUACAGUAAGCUGCUCAUGACGCACAUGAUGAAGAUUUUUUAUCAAAGAGUUUCAUUGAAUUUAACCUUUGUUUAUUGACUCCUACAUGUUCUGUAUGUUAUUUAAUUAACUUUUCAUUUGCUGUGUUCGAGGCUUGCCAGCAAUAAGCUUUGUGAGUGUAUUUAUAAAGUUUGUCCAUACCCUCUUACAUUUCACAUUUUAAUGCUAAGUUUGGAUGUAGCUCUUGAUUGUUUUAUUUAUUUGAAUUAAAAUGAAAUGUAUUACACCACU
Morone saxatilis (striped sea-bass) is the source of this 4090-nucleotide messenger RNA. RefSeq names its product sorting nexin-4-like. The record is from RefSeq and is a predicted model, not a curated record. The coding region runs from base 18 to 1325 and encodes 435 amino acids. Gene Ontology annotation, molecular function: phosphatidylinositol binding. NCBI's taxonomy places the organism in Eukaryota, Metazoa, Chordata, Actinopteri, Moronidae. The transcript is spliced from 14 exons. Gene Ontology annotation, biological process: protein transport.